This is a messenger RNA of Oryzias latipes (Japanese medaka), 1852 nucleotides long. Its product is annotated as E3 ubiquitin-protein ligase TRIM35-like. Lineage: Eukaryota; Metazoa; Chordata; Actinopteri; Beloniformes; Adrianichthyidae. The record is from RefSeq and is a predicted model, not a curated record. Gene Ontology annotation, molecular function: zinc ion binding.
UGCACCAAACCUCUUCAUUCUGGAGACCUUUUUUCUGAUCCAAACGCAGACUUCAGUCUUCAUCCCAGAGCAGUCCUUCAAACAGCUCUGCCACACUUUCACUCAGAGAAGAAAAUGGCCUCCAGUUCAAAGGAUUACUGCUGUUCGGUCUGCUACGACGUCUUCAAAGACCCUGUUCUUCUGUCCUGCAGCCACAGCUUCUGCCGACUCUGCCUGACCACCUGGUGGACACAGAAACCAAAUGAGUGUCCACUGUGUAAAACAAUCUCACAGAACAAUAAUCCACCUUCUAAUCUGGCUCUGAAGAACCUGUGUGAGUCCUUUCUGCAAGACCAGGACCAGCGCGCUUCAGAGGUCGUUUGCAAUCCACACUCCAAGAAACUUGAGCUCUUCUGUUUGGAUCAUAAGCAGCCAGUGUGCAUCAUCUGCAGAGACUCAAGAAAUCAUGUGGGCCACAGCUUUAUUCCCAUUGAUGAAGCUGCACAGGAACACAGAGAGAAGCUGCAAAAGAGCCUGGACAGCUUGAGAGAUAAUGUGAAUAAGGAUAAUGAUUUAAUAGAGACAAUUGAAUGCGUAUUAAUAGGUAAUCAAUUAUCUCUGAGUGAAGGAGAGGAAAAGAUCAAGAGGCAUUUUAAAGAGCUACACCAACUUCUAAAUGAUGAAGAGGAGGCUGGCCUAGCAGCUCUGAGAGAGGAGGAGGACCUUAAGAGACAAGUACUAAACGCUAAAAUGACAGAUCUAAACAAUGACAUAGAAACUCUUAAAGAUAUCGUGGAGGAAACAGAGAACGCACUGAGAGCCGACGAUGUCUCAUUCCUGAACACCUACAAAGCUGCAGAGGACAGAUUGCAGUUCUGCCUCCUGCUGGAAGAUCAUCAGCUUCCAGAAGAACUAGUAGUAGACUUGAGCAAACAUCUGGACAACCUGCCUUUAACGAGUGUGAGCAGCAGGUUAAAUAUAACGUCAUAAGGAAAUCAAGCAAAUAUGACCAACAAUUGUUUUAUUUGUACGAAAGAAAAAAAAACACUGUCUUCAUUUUGCAAUGCUACGUUCACACCAGGCGCAGAAAUGUGUGUUCUAGACACUACUUCUAAUAUAGAGUCUAUGAAGACGCUGGUGUGCGCCAUUCGGGCAUCUCCUUUCAAAAAUGUCACAAUUACACAUCACUAUAUACAUUUUUAUAACAGUUUUAGGCUCUAAGUGCAAAACACACAACCUUUGAAUGCAGGCUAAAAGUUCCACCUGUUGAACUUUGACAUAUCAGGGACUCGGAUUUGGUAGUGACGUAUGGAUGUUUUUAUCUGUGUUUUUUUUAAAUUGAUCAUGAUCAUGGAGGAGAAAUUAAUCAUUCUGGUUUGUGCCCGAUAGUCCAUAGUCUUGCACUGGCAUCACAUGCCUGGUGUGUACGUAGCAUAAUGCUACAUUUGUCAAAAUCGUUCAACAUCUGUUAUUUUUUUUUUUUUUUGUGUUUAUAUGAGUUUACUUACACAACUAUAGUUUCUUAAUAACUGAAAUUAGGGUUUUUGUAUGUCUCUGUAUUUUUCUGUUCUGUAUUUUAAUGGUUUUGUAGAAUUUGUUUAUCUCAUCACUGUUGGACUUUUCCUGUGCUUGUGGUGGGUUUUUUAACCCCAAAAAUGAGCAUUCACUGUUUGACUUGGAGAAUCUUCCAUUUGUUUUACCAAUGUGUGUGUUCAUCUUCUGUGUUCGUGGAUCAUCUGAAUCUUUUAGAAACACUGCAACACUGUAAUUUAUGAUGGGGGGGGGGAUAGAAUAAAACUAAAAGCUAAAAAAAAUUAACUAACUUGUGUUUUUCUUCUGUAAAUUAUAAAGUCAAACAUGGAUCGGGAUACUC